UUUAGCUGUGCCUAAGCAUCCAUAUGCUGCUAUGGAGAACUGGGGACUAAGUGUUUUUGUGGAGCAAAGGAUACUCCUGGAUCCCAGUAUUUCAUCCAUUUCCUAUUUGCUGGAUGUCACAAUGGUCAUUGUCCAUGAGAUAUGCCACCAGUGGUUUGGUGACCUUGUGACUCCUGUCUGGUGGGAGGAUGUAUGGCUGAAAGAAGGCUUUGCUCACUAUUUUGAAUUUGUUGGGACUGACUACCUCUACCCAGGCUGGAAUAUGGAAAAACAGAGAUUUCUGACUGAUGUGCUCCAUGAAGUGAUGCUACUUGAUGGCCUGGCCAGUUCACACCCAGUAUCCCAAGAAGUGAUCCAGGCCACCGACAUUGACCGGGUUUUUGACUGGAUCGCAUAUAAAAAGGGUGCAGCUUUAAUUCGAAUGUUGGCUAAUUUUAUGGGCCAUUCAGUAUUUCAGAGGGGUUUACAAGAUUAUUUAACCAUUCAUAAAUAUGGCAAUGCAGCCAGAAAUGAUCUGUGGAAUACGCUGUCAGAGGCUUUAAGAAAGAAUGGAAAAUAUGUAAAUAUUCAAGAAGUAAUGGAUCAGUGGACUCUCCAGAUGGGUUAUCCUGUCAUCACCAUCUUGGGAAAUGGAACAGUUCACAAUGUGAUAGCCAUUACCCAGCAACAUUUUAUUUAUGACAGCAGGGCUAGAGUCAAGACCACUGAGUUUGGAAACAACAGUUACCUUUGGCAGAUCCCAUUAACUAUUGUAGUAGGAAAUAGGAGCCAUAUCUCAUCAGAGACAAUUAUAUGGGUGUCUAACAAAUCAGAACAUCACAGAAUAACUUUGGACAAAGGAAGCUGGUUGCUGGGGAACAUCAAUCAAACUGGCUACUUUAGGGUCAACUAUGAUCUAAGGAACUGGAGAUUAUUAAUUGACCAACUAAUACAGAACCAUGAGGUUCUCUCUGUCAGUAAUCGCGCAGGUUUGAUCGAUGAUGCCUUCAGCCUAGCCAGAGCUGGCUAUUUGCCUCAGAAUAUUCCCCUGGAGAUUAUCAGAUACCUUUCUGAGGAGAAGGAUUUUCUUCCGUGGCAUGCUGCCAGCCGGGCCCUUUAUCCCCUAGAUAAAUUACUGGACCGAAUGGAGAACUACAAUGUCUUCAAUGAAUAUAUUUUAAAACAAGUUGCAACGAUGUACAUCAAGCUUGGAUGGCCAACAACUAAUUUUAAUGGAUCCCUUGUUCAGGCAUCUUACCAACAUGAAGAGUUACGGCGCGAAGUUAUAAUGCUGGCAUGUAGCUUUGGUAACAAACAUUGUCACCAGCAGGCUUCGACGCUCAUUUCAGACUGGAUUUCCAGCAACAGGAAUCGAAUACCUCUAAAUGUCAGAGACAUCGUCUAUUGUACGGGAGUUUCACUAUUAGAUGAAGAUGUCUGGGAGUUCAUCUGGAUGAAAUUCCACUCCACGACUGCAGUAUCUGAGAAGAAAAUAUUACUGGAAGCUUUAACUUGUAGUGAUGACAGAAACUUAUUAAAUCGGCUUCUGAAUCUAUCAUUGAAUUCUGAGGUGGUAUUGGACCAGGAUGCAAUUGAUGUCAUAAUCCACGUAGCUCGAAAUCCACAUGGCAGAGAUCUUGCGUGGAAGUUUUUCAGAGAUAAAUGGAAGAUAUUAAAUACCAGAUAUGGAGAAGCUCUAUUUAUGAAUUCCAAGCUUAUCAGUGGAGUCACAGAAUUUCUUAAUACAGAAGGUGAACUCAGUGAGCUGAAAAACUUCAUAAAGAACUAUGAUGGGGUAGCAGCUGCAUCCUUCUCCCGGGCUGUGGAGACUGUGGAAGCCAAUGUUCGAUGGCAAAAGUAUUACAAAGAAGAACUUUUCCACUGGUUACGAAAAGCCCUCAGGCACUAGUCUGUCUCCCUUAAAGACAAUGUUACAUGAAAUACCAGGAGAGGAAAGGAGCAUCAUUCAAAGGAAAAUGCUUCACAUCAAAAUGGCAAAGACAAGAUCGGAUUUGCAGGGUGUUUGGUGGGGAAAGGUCAUUUUCGUUUUGUUCUGUUUUUGCUUUAUUUUGUACGGGGCUCCUUCUUAUCUGUGAAGGUAAAAUCCUUCUGUCAGAAGCAACCACGGUAGCAGCUGCUGCUUACCAGCCCUCACUGUACAGGACCAAAUAAGAUACUCAAUGGUGCAUGUUGAUGUCAGUCUGGAAGACAACAAUUCUGAAUAAUUUGUGCAUGGUCAUAGGGUCCUGCCUGUAAUUCCAGCAUGCGUUUCUUCAGAUGUCCCAAGUUUUGUAUGUGAACUUAUGUUACAUCCAGGAUGGGCAUUAUGCAAAAGCACAAAGAAGAUCUGUGACAAUCAGUGUCGUCAUGAAAGAAGAAAAAAGUGGGGAUUCUGUAGGAUCCCUGAUACUUGGGUGAUGUGAAAUGUACAACAGCUCUUACAGGAUUGGUACCAAUUACUGAGCACUUAGAUUGUCUAUCAGUGAUUAUCAGGAUGCCAACUCAUUCAUUGAGUUAAAACUAUGUUCGCAUAGAGUGCAUUUAGAUACUUUAUACAUAUCUGUAUAUCUCUAGUGGAAAGCACCACAUGUAUAUGGUAUACUAUAUUCUCCACAUGUUGAAAACAAUGAACCUCUUCUGAUCAAUGAAAAGUUCUCUAUUUCUAAACUUAUGCAAACUUCGAAACUGCUUGGAAAGACUCUUCUGCCUCUCCUGGGGAAUUAAGGCAGUAAACAUUCAGGAUGGUUCCCUCAAACUGCUAUGGGUUCUUUAGCCAUUUUCAUGAAUGAUGGGUCUUAUUCUAAUGCAUAGAGAUGAAACUCAAGCCAAUCAGGUGUACAACAGGUCAUUCAUUCACUUGAAUGCUAUAACAAAAAAAGGUAGAUAAUGUUUUCAUGGUUGGGGU
Molecule: messenger RNA, 2884 nt
Organism: Trichosurus vulpecula (common brushtail)
Lineage: Eukaryota; Metazoa; Chordata; Mammalia; Diprotodontia; Phalangeridae
Gene: TRHDE
Product: thyrotropin releasing hormone degrading enzyme
Exons: 16
Coding region: 32-1888 (618 amino acids)
Biological process (GO): proteolysis; peptide catabolic process
Cellular component (GO): cytoplasm
Molecular function (GO): metalloaminopeptidase activity; zinc ion binding; peptide binding
Source: RefSeq, a predicted model, not a curated record